GGGGAUCUCGGGGACCGCGGGGCGGAGCGGACGCCAAGUCCGAGGGUCCGAAGGGGGCUGGCGGAGCGGCGGCCUCCGACCCGCGGGCCGGGGGGGGGGGGGGCCCCGUGGCACCCCGAGCCCUGCGCCCGCAGAUAGCGUGGGCGGUGCCCUUAUCCGCCUCCCCGGCGAGCGCCUGCCGAGGCCCCGGAGGCCUCUUUCUCCGGUUGCCUCUGCCUCUCGUGGGCUUCCCAAUGGGCCGGACCGUGGUCGUGCUAGGCGGUGGCAUCAGCGGCUUGGCCGCCAGUUACCACCUGAGCCGGGCCCCCUGUCCCCCCAAGGUGGUCCUGGUGGAGGGCAGCGAGCGUCUGGGAGGCUGGAUCCGCUCGGUCCGAGGGCCAGGUGAUGCUGUCUUUGAACUUGGACCUCGAGGAAUUCGGCCCGCGGGAGCCGUGGGAGCCCGGACCCUGCUCCUGUUUCUCCUCUUCCUGAGGGUGUAUGGAGAGCAGAUUUCUGAGCUUGGCUUGGACUCAGAAGUGUUGCCUGUCCGGGGAGACCACCCAGCUGCCCAGAACAGGUUCCUGUAUGUAGGUGGUGCCCUGCAUGCGCUGCCCUCUGGCCUCAGGGGGCUCUUCCGCCCUUCACCUCCCUUCUCCAAACCUCUGUUUUGGGCUGGGCUGAAGGAGUUGACCACGCCCAGGGGCAAAGACCCUGAUGAGACUGUGCACAGUUUUGCCCAGCGCCGCCUUGGACCCGAGGUGGCGUCUCUAGCCAUGGACAGUCUCUGCCGAGGAGUGUUUGCAGGCAACAGCCGGGAGCUCAGCAUCAGGUCCUGCUUUCCCAGUCUCUUCCAAGCUGAGCAAACCCAUCGUUCCGUUUUACUGGGGCUGCUGCUGGGGGCAGGGCGGAGCCCCCAGCCAGACUCGGCACUCAUUCGCCAGGCUCGAGCAGAGCGCUGGAGCCAGUGGUCACUGCGGGGAGGGCUGGAGACGUUGCCCCAGGCCCUUUACACCCACCUGACUAGUAGGGGCGUCACUGUUCUCAAAGGCCAGCCUGUCUGUGGGCUCAGCCUCCAGGCAGAAGGGCGCUGGAAGGUGUCCCUAGGGGAUGGCAGUCUGGAGGCAGACCACGUGAUUAGCGCUGUUCCGGCUUCAGUGCUCAGCGGGCUGCUCCCUGCCCAGGCCGCACCUCUGGCCUGUGCCCUGCGUGCCAUCACUGCCGUGUCCGUGGCUGUGGUGAACCUCCAGUACCGAGGAGCUCGUCUACCUGUGCAGGGAUUUGGACAUUUGGUGCCAUCCUCCGAAGACCCAGGCGUCCUGGGAAUCGUGUAUGACUCCAUUGCUUUUCCUGAGCAGGAUGGGAGCCCCCCAGGCCUCCGAGUGACUUGCCACAUUCUCUCCCUAGGUGAUGCUGGGAGGGUCCUGGUUACAGACGCUGGAAGCCAGGGGCUCCGUCUUAUCUCAGGAGCUGUUCCAGCAGCAGGCACAGCAGGCAGCUGCCGCCCAGUUAGGACUGAAGGAGCCCCCGAGUCACUGCUUGGUCCACCUGCACAAGAACUGCAUCCCCCAGUAUACACUAGGCCACUGGCAAAAACUGGAGGCAGCGACCCAGUUCCUGGCUUCUCAGAGGCUGCCCCUGACUCUGGCUGGAGCCUCCUAUGAGGGGGUUGCUGUCAAUGACUGUAUAGAGAGCGGACGCCAGGCAGCAGCCCGGGCCCUGGGCUCAGAACCUAACAGCUGAUCCCCCCCUCCUCCUGGCCAUGCUGGCGGCACCUCUUUACCCACGAAAAUAAAAGUUGCUGGAGCUUGGCUGGA
Molecule: messenger RNA, 1793 nt
Organism: Mustela lutreola (European mink)
Lineage: Eukaryota; Metazoa; Chordata; Mammalia; Carnivora; Mustelidae
Gene: PPOX
Product: protoporphyrinogen oxidase
Exons: 13
Coding region: 234-1640 (468 amino acids)
Biological process (GO): heme biosynthetic process
Cellular component (GO): mitochondrial inner membrane
Molecular function (GO): protoporphyrinogen oxidase activity, oxygen as acceptor
Source: RefSeq, a predicted model, not a curated record